AUGCUGCUGGCCCAGCUCACCAUCUUCUACCUCUCCACCAAGACCAUCGUUUCCAGUUUCGACUUCCCAAUUCUCAACAUCUCCAUCCUCGUCAACGACACUACACGGCCCCCGUCUUCUCUUCCAUCCGCCCAGGCCCGUUCUCAGCCCAAGCCACACAUCAUCAGCAAGCAACGGAUACCAAAGACGAAGAAGCCAAGAUGCAACAUCACCCCCAAGAUCAACGAGCUAUCGUCUCCUGGUCUCCAGUGUGCAACUAUGUAA
Molecule: messenger RNA, 264 nt
Organism: Alternaria metachromatica
Lineage: Eukaryota; Fungi; Ascomycota; Dothideomycetes; Pleosporales; Pleosporaceae
Exons: 2
Coding region: 1-264 (87 amino acids)
Source: RefSeq, a predicted model, not a curated record